GUGAGCAGGUUGGUGACUGGGGGCUAGGUGGAUGAGGGGCACCCCGGGGGUCUGCCCAGGCCUGUGAUCUAAGGAUGACCUUGACAAAGGCUGGGAUGGGAGGAGCUGAGCUCCUAGGGUGGGCAGAGAGCUCUGUGUCCUGGAAGGGGUCCCACUGAGUCAGGCCAGGUUUCUGGGGAGGGAAAGGGUCUGGUUUCAGAAUGUGGAUCUGGAGGAUCCAGGGACUGGGAACCCACAUAGCCCUCUGGCCCUUUCACAGACUGAAGACCCCAUAAGCUCAGCAGUUAGGUUGCAUGCCCACCUUGGCCACCUGUGCCCUGGAUGAGGCUGGGCUGAGAGUGGCCGGGGCCUGAGACCCUGUGCUGAGUAGCCCUCUUUACUGUCAGCAGAGGCCCAGAGGGCUCCCCAGAACCCCAACUCCACCUCCGUGGGUCUCCCCUCUCUGCUAAGAGGCCGGCUUUGGGGCCACAAGGCUGGUGUGCUGCCACUCCGAGGUUCUGUUCAACCUGGGGACCUGCCCCACCCCCCUCAGUUUUCUCCCCAGGCCCCUUGGCUCUGACAGCGGCCAUCCCAGUCUGGUCUUGUGAUGAGUGUGACCAAAGCCUUGGUGAGGACCGUGCUGGCCCCGAGAAAGUCCUGACGGCGGGAUGCAAGACCAGGCUGUGGCAGCCAGUGUCUGGGGGGUGGCUGGCAGAGGGGCAGCUGACCUCUUGCUCUAGGAAGCUCCUGCAGGGACCUGCGGAUGUGGCCCACAGUGGACGGGCUGGGCGGCUGUGGGUGAACUGUUUGGAGUGUUCCCACCUGUAUGUGAAACAUCUGGAGUGGACUCAGCCCCAGCCCACAGGGAGUGGAUGGAGAAGCUCUGGCUUUGCCCUCAGGAGGGGACAGACAGAAGGCUGAGUGGCCUCUCCUUCCCCAGGCAGACCAUGAGUGCCCACAUGAGCCCCCGCCUCGGGGUUUGCCUCUGGCUGUGGCUGUGUGUCACCCUGGGACGCGGCCAGGGACAAGCAAGCCGGCGCCUGAAGCUAACUGUGCUGCCCGAGGACCGGCUACAAAUGAAGUGGACGGAGUCGGAGGGGCGUGGCCUUGGCUACCUGGUGCAGGUGAAGCCCAUGGCAGGGGACUCAGAGCAAGAGGUGAUGCUGACCACCAAGACCCCCAAGGCCACUGUGGGAGGCCUGAGCCCCUCCAAGGGGUACACCUUGCAGAUCUUUGAGCUCACCAGCUCAGGGAAUGUCCUGCUGGCUCGGAGGGAGUUUGUGAUUGAGGAUUUGAAGAGUCACUCCAUGAGCAGGAGCAGCCGGAGGCCCCUGGGGGCAGCUCUGGAGCCCUCACCCUCCCAUGUGGGGAGCCCAGACCCUGACCCUCGAGUUACCUUGGCCCCAAGCCAAGACUCUCCCACUCUUGGUGGGUCCAAGUGGGGUGAGGGAGUGCGCGGUGAGGAGCAGCACUCCCCCAGAGGCCCCGGGGGAAAGGCCCCUACUCAGCCCAGCCCAGAGAGGGGGAGCCACACCAGGACGUCAGUGGGAAAGAGAGAGAAGCCAGCUGGCCCUCAGUUCCGCUGCAUGGCCCCUGUACCCGUGGACAUGAUCUUCUUGGUGGAUGGGUCUUGGAGUAUUGGCCACAGUCACUUCCAGCAGGUCAAAGACUUCCUGGCCAGCGUCAUCGAGCCCUUUGAAAUUGGGCCAGAUAAAGUCCAAGUAGGCCUGACUCAGUACAGUGGAGACCCCCAGACCGAGUGGGACCUGAACACCUUCAGUACCAAGGAGGAGGUGCUGGCAGCCACACGCAGCCUCCAGUACAAAGGGGGAAACACAUUCACAGGCCUGGCCCUGACCCACGUGCUGGAGAAGAACCUGAAGCCUACAGUGGGGCUCCGUCCACAGUCAGCCAAGGUGGUGGUUCUAGUGACAGACGGCAAGUCCCAGGACGACGCCCAUGCUGCUGGCCGCAUCCUCAGGAGCCUGGAUGUCGACGUCUUUGCUGUGGGCGUGAAGAAUGCUCAUGAGGCUGAGCUGAGGCUCCUGGCAUCCCAGCCACUGGACAUCACCGUCCACAAUGUGCAGGACUUCCCCCAGCUCAGCACACUGGCUGGCCUGCUCAGCCGCCUAGUCUGCCAACAGGUCCAGGGCAGGAGCCUGAGUCAGGGCCCAGUUAGACCAGCAGCAGCCACUCCAGCCCUGGACCCCCUCUCCACUCCCACCAGCCUGGUCCUGACCAAGGUGACCUCCUCCAGUGUCCACCUGUCCUGGACUCCAGCUCUGCAGCCACCACUCAAGUACCUGGUGGUGUGGCGGCCUUCCAGGGGUGGUGCCCCCAGGGAGGUGUUGGUGGAGGGGCCCAGCUCGUCUGUGGAACUGCACAACCUGACCUCUGGAGCGGAGUACCUGCUGUCUGUGUUUCCUGUCUAUGAGGCGGGGGUUGGAGAGGGCCUACGGGGACUGGUGACCACAGCGCCUCUGCCUCCACCCCAGGCACUUGCCCUGGCCACAGUGACACCCAGGACUGUCCGACUCACCUGGCAGCCCUCGGCCGGGGCCACCCAGUACCGGGUGCGGUGCUCACCGGCCUCCGUCAAGGGCGAGGAGGAGGGUAGAGAGGUGCAGGUGGAGUGGCCAGAAGUGGUGCUGGGCAGCCUGGAGCCGGAUACGGACUACAAUAUCUGGGUGCAGAGCCUGCAGGGCACACAGGCUAGCAAAGCCCGGGGCAUCCGCGCCAGGACCCCACCCCUGGCUCCCCCCAGACACCUGGGCUUCUCCGAUGUGAGCCACGACUCGGCCCGCGUGUCCUGGGAGGGCACUCUGAGGCCUGUGCGCCUGUUCAGGGUCAGCUACGUGUCUAGCGAGGGCAGCCACUCGGGGCAGACAGAGGCUCCUGGGAAUGCCACCUCAGUCACACUGGGCCCUCUCUCCUCCUCCACCACCUAUACUGUUCGUGUCACCUGCCUCUACUCUGGGGGCAGCUCCUCCACACUGACCGGCCGCCUGACCACACGGAAAGUCCCCAGCCCGAGCCAGCUAUCAGUGACAGAGCUCCCUGGGGACAAGGUCAGGCUGGAGUGGGCGGCUGCAGUGGCAUCCGGUGUGCUUGUCUACCAGAUCAAGUGGACACCUCUGGGAGACGGGAAGGCCCAUGAGAUCUCCGUCCCAGGGAACCUAGGCAUGGCCAUCCUGCCUGGCCUGGGGAGGCACUCAGAGUACGAGAUCACCAUCCUGGCCUACUACAGGGAUGGGACCCGCAGCGACCCCGUGUCCCUCCGUUACAGCCCCCGUAGCCUGAGCCCACCCUCCAACCUGGUCCUGGCUUCUGAAUCACCGAACAGCCUGUGGGUCAGCUGGACGCCCCCUACCGGCCAUGUUCUCCACUACCGGCUAACCUACACGGUGGCCUCGGGCUCUGGACCAGAGAAGUUGGUCUCUGUUCCAGGACCCAGGAGCAAUGUAACUCUCCCCGACCUGCUGGCAGCCACCAAGUACAGGGUCCUGGUCUCAGCAGUGUAUGGAGCAGGGGAGAGCAUCGCAGUGUCUGCCACAGGCCAGACAGCAGCCUGCCCGGCCCUCCACCCAGACGGCUCUCUCGCAGGGUUUGACCUGAUGGCGACCUUCGGGCUGGUGGAGAAGGAGUAUGCCUCCAUCCGUGGCGUGGCCAUGGAGCCUGCGGUGUUUGGCUCGACCAGGACCUUCACACUCUUCAAGGACGCUCAGCUGACACGCCGGACCAGCAACAUCCACCUGGCCACCCUCCCGCCAGAGCACACGGUUGUCUUCCUCCUGCGCCUCCUCCCAGAGACGCCCCGCGAGCCCUUUGCACUGUGGCAGAUGACGGCUGAGGACUUCCAGCCUGUCCUGGGGAUCCUGCUGGAUGCUGGCAGAAAGUCCCUGACCUACUUCAGCUACGACCCCAAGGCGGUCUUGCAGGAGGUGACCUUUGAUUUGCCUGAAGUUAGGAGGAUAUUCUUCGGGAGCUUCCACAAGGUACAUGUGGCCGUGGGCCACUCCAAGGUCCGGCUCUACGUGGACUGUAGGAAGGUGGCCGAGAGGCCCAUUGGGGAGGCGGGCAGCCCUCCUGCCACUGGCUUCAUCAUGCUGGGGAGGCUGGCCAAGGCCCGAGGCCCCAGGAGCAGCUCAGCUGCGCUCCAGCUCCAGAUGCUGCAGAUCGUGUGCAGUGACACCUGGGCAGAAGAGGAUAGGUGCUGCGAGCUCCCUGCAUCGAAGGACAAAGAGAACUGCCCUGCCUUCCCUUCUGCCUGCACCUGUUCCUCACAGACCCCUGGGCCUCCGGGACCCCAAGGACCUCCGGGCCUCCCGGGCAGGAACGGAGCCCCAGGACAACAGGGCUUCCCAGGGCCCAGGGGAGAACCCGGGCCACCUGGACAGACCGGACCUGAGGGUCCUGGAGGUCAGCAGGGGUCACCAGGGACCCAGGGCCGAACUGUCCAGGGACCUGUGGGUCCGCCAGGGGUCAAAGGAGAGAAGGGGGACCAUGGCCUGCCGGGCCUGCAGGGUUACCCCGGCCACCAAGGCGUCCCCGGGAAGGUUGGCCUCCAGGGUCCAAAGGGAAUGAGAGGCCUGGAGGGCACCGCUGGCCUGCCUGGACCCCCUGGACCCAGGGGCUUCCAGGGCAUAGUGGGGGCCAGGGGUACCAGCGGGGAGCGAGGACCCCCAGGGGCUGUAGGGCCCACGGGGCUGCCGGGGCCCAAGGGGGAGCGAGGAGAGAAGGGAGAGCCACAGUCCUGGGCCACCAUCCACCAGUUUGUGACCCAGGCCUGUGAGUCCGCCAUCCAGACGCACAUGCUAAAGUUCGACUCCUUCCUCCAUGAGAGCACCAGGCCUCCCAUGCCCAUCUUGGAGGCCCCUGGGCCCCCGGUCACACGCAGUGAGGCCCGGCUCCCUGGAGAAGGGGGACAUGGUGGUCCCCACGCUGAGGACAGAGGUGAGCCUGGAGCUCUCACCCAGACAGGCAGCCCCCAGCCACAGGGCAGCAAGGUUCCAGGAUCCCCCGGAGGAGCAGGACGUUCCCUGUGCUGCCUCUAGUGACCUGCACCUCCACUCUGGAGUCUCAGACAUGAAGCUAGAGAAGCCUGGAGUCUGGGGAGGAACCGGAGAUGGAUGGGGUGGCCAAGAGGAUGGCUGUACUUCACCUUUGUACCAUUCCCAGA
Molecule: messenger RNA, 5158 nt
Organism: Miniopterus natalensis
Lineage: Eukaryota; Metazoa; Chordata; Mammalia; Chiroptera; Miniopteridae
Source: RefSeq, a predicted model, not a curated record